AUGGCGAGCAGUCCUCCCGGAAGUGCGACCUCACCGCCUCCAGGUGGCCCACAACUCGCUCUCCCCAAGAAGCGCCCGUCCAUCAGCGUGCCCGGCCAGGCGCCGUCGUACAAGCGUCGCAAAGCAUCCAAUGCCUCCAGUUCAACACAUCCUCUGCGCCAAACUUCCUUCCCUCCCCCGGAUCGGCCAGGAAGAGAAUACAGCCCCGACGCACAAGCCGCCUACUCGCCCGCCUCGCGCCGUAGCGAUAGUCUCGACAUCGACGAUGAGAUCAACAGCGUAGUCAGCGGCCGCACUGGCACCGGAAGCAACAAGAAAGAGCGCCCGGCCAAGGGCAAGAAGGUUGGCAAAGUUGGACGCCCUCCGAAGAACCGCGGCGACACGGCCAGUCUGAUUGACGGCGACGGCCGCAAGGGUACCUCGACAAAUAUUGGUAAUAACGACGAUGGCCCAGGUGACGAUGCCAACAGCGACGACGAAGAAGACGGAGGAGACGAUGUCAACACGCUGGAAGGAGGCAAGCUCACCAAGGCUGCCAUGGACGCAGAGAAAGAGCGCAAGGCCAUGUUUAGCACCCAUAUCCACCCCGCUCACGCCGAGAUCUACGAAACGUGGAACCGCAUACAUCUGAAGAAAGAAGUCGUCCGUCGUCUCGCCAACCAGACCCUGUCACAGUCCGUCCCCGCCAGCGUCGUGACGACCAUAAAUUCAUACACCAAGGUCUUCGUCGGAGAGAUUGUUGAUCGCGCACGGGAAGUUCAGAAAGAGUGGAUUGCUGCCGCUGAGAAGUUACCCACAGGCGACAAGAACGAGGAGGCCUUUGGCAAGGACGCUGAGGGUGAGCCAAAGGUCAGAGAACGCGACAGGGGCCCCUUGCUGCCAGAUCAUCUGCGCGAAGCUCUCAGAAGGUACAAGCAUGAUAGAUCUGGUGGCACCGUGGGUUUCACUGGCAUCAGUCUGGAAGGCAGGGAAUCGGCUGCUGUUAGAAACGGCGGCAGAAAACUGUUCAGAUGA
This is a messenger RNA of Aureobasidium subglaciale EXF-2481, 1014 nucleotides long. RefSeq lists its product as uncharacterized. The transcript has a single exon. NCBI's taxonomy places the organism in Eukaryota, Fungi, Ascomycota, Dothideomycetes, Dothideales, Saccotheciaceae. Gene Ontology annotation, cellular component: transcription factor TFIID complex; nucleus. Bases 1 to 1014 code for a protein of 337 amino acids. Gene Ontology annotation, biological process: transcription initiation at RNA polymerase II promoter; RNA polymerase II preinitiation complex assembly. Gene Ontology annotation, molecular function: protein heterodimerization activity; transcription coactivator activity. The record is from RefSeq and is a predicted model, not a curated record.